GCGGCCGAGCCACCAUGUUUCAGUUCCUGAAAAACAUCCACAGGAACAUGCUAAAAUGACCAUCUCAAAGGUUGGCUUUGCACUUGGCAAUGUAGUUGGGAUGUAUCUGGCCCAGAACUAUGACGUUCCAAACAUCGCGAAGAAGCUUGAAGACAUCAAACGAGAUGUGGAAGCAAGGAAGAAGCCUCCAAGUGACAAAUGAUGAUGGCUUGGCCUUCUCUGUGUAUGUGUAGAUUAUGUAGUUUUGCCAAUGGGUUGAAAUCUUAAUGUGGCUUUGGAGAAUGGCCGAGACUUGGAGAAUCUGCCUGCUGAAGUCACCACAUUGCCAUGGGACCUUCUAGCAGUUUCUGGAUGGUUUGACUUCUUUUACCCCAUGUAUGAUGGGGAAAAGAAAUCCCACAGGGAAUUUAAAUUAUUGUUGUGCGAAUGGUGCUGUUUUACAAUAAGUAUUAAUGUGGUUUGGCUAUAGGGAAAAGAAAUUCCUAUAAUUAUUCCAGCUUGCCAACCAUUAAAAGUAUGGACUGUUACAGACUCAUGAAAGAAAUUCAAACAAAUACAUUGGGAAAACUUGUCCAUGGAUUAAUUUUUUUCUUGAUAUAUUCUGUAGUACAAUUUUAAAGUUCUUUUGGACAUCCUAUUUGUAAUGUAUCAGAUCACUGAAGAUAAAUCCUCAAUUUUGUUCUCCAAGUGAA
Messenger RNA from Eublepharis macularius, 692 nucleotides. RefSeq names its product short transmembrane mitochondrial protein 1 (gene STMP1). NCBI's taxonomy places the organism in Eukaryota, Metazoa, Chordata, Lepidosauria, Squamata, Eublepharidae. Bases 56 to 202 code for a protein of 48 amino acids. The transcript has 4 exons. The record is from RefSeq and is a predicted model, not a curated record.